This is a messenger RNA of Penicillium alfredii, 2007 nucleotides long. Its product is annotated as ribosome biogenesis GTPase LSG1. Bases 1 to 2007 code for a protein of 668 amino acids. Gene Ontology annotation, biological process: ribosomal subunit export from nucleus. The record is from RefSeq and is a predicted model, not a curated record. Gene Ontology annotation, molecular function: GTP binding; GTPase activity. The transcript has a single exon. NCBI's taxonomy places the organism in Eukaryota, Fungi, Ascomycota, Eurotiomycetes, Eurotiales, Aspergillaceae. Gene Ontology annotation, cellular component: cytosol.
AUGGUUCUGGCCAAGUCCAAAAACAGCGUGGGGCUGGGUAACAGCCUCAUGAACGACCGGUUUGGAAAGGGCAAAGCCUCCCAGCAGAAGAAGGCUUCGCACAACAACGCCAUUGCGCGCAAAGGCGUGGAUGGAGAGACCUACAUCACCAAUGCCCACCAAGAAGCGGCAUGGGUGAAGAUGCGCAGUAUUACCGAGCAGGGUGCCCUCGACGAGUUUUUGAGUACUGCCGAGCUGGCCGGCACUGAUUUCACCGCGGAAAAAAUCAACAACGUCAAGAUCAUUCACACCGACCAGAAAAACCCAUACCUCCUCUCCGCCUCCGAGGAGAAGUCGACCAUGAAGAAGCACCAGAAGAACAAGGCCCGGUUGACGGUUCCCCGCCGGCCUAAGUGGGAUAAGUCGACCACCCCGCAGCAGCUGGAUAAGAUGGAGAGAGAGAGCCUGUUAGACUGGCGGCGAGGACUGGCGGAGUUGCAGGAAAACAAUGAUCUUCUCAUGACACCGUUCGAGCGUAACCUGGAGGUCUGGCGCCAGCUGUGGCGUGUUAUCGAGCGGUCGGAUCUCGUGGUGCAGAUUGUCGAUGCGCGCAACCCGCUACAGUUCCGCUCGGAGGAUCUGGAGAACUACGUGAAGGAGAUUGAUUCGCGGAAGAAGAACCUGUUGCUGAUCAACAAGGCGGAUAUGUUGACCCUUAAGCAACGGGAGGCCUGGGCCGCCUACUUCGAGAAGAAUGGUAUCAACUUCCGGUUCUUCUCUGCCCACCUCGCCAAGGAGAAGAACGAAGCUCAAUUGUUGGAGGAGUCUCAGUCCCGCGGCGACGAUGAUGCAGGUCUCGCCAAGUCGGCUCAAAAAAUGAGCGUUCACGACGACGAAGAAGAAGAAGGUGAAAGUGAAAACGAGUCAUCUGAUGACAAUGAAACCAUUGCCAAGCUUGCGGACCCUGAUCAGUCACUCGGACCGCAUAUCUUGAACGUCGAUGAAUUGGAAGAGCUCUUCCUGGCCAACUCGCCCGACACACUCCCGCAGAACAACCAGCCUGGCGAGCGGCCAAAGCAGAAAACCACUAUUGGUCUGGUCGGUUACCCCAACGUGGGUAAAUCCAGCACAAUCAACGCUCUCCUGGGUGCGAAGAAGGUGUCCGUCUCGGCGACUCCCGGAAAGACCAAGCACUUCCAGACUAUGUACCUCUCCCCGGAGAUUCUGCUAUGCGAUUGCCCUGGUCUAGUGUUUCCCAACUUCGCUACCACCAAGGCCGAGUUGGUCGUUAACGGUGUUCUCCCGAUUGACCAGCAGCGCGAGUUCACCGGCCCCACCGGCCUGGUCGCACAGCGGAUCCCCAAGCACUUCUUGGAAAAUGUGUACGGUGUGAAGAUCAACACUCGACCGCUCGAGGAGGGCGGCACCGGAAACCCCACCGCGAGCGAAGUCCUGCGGGCCUACGCUCGUGCCCGUGGCUUUUCCACCCAGGGCCAGGGCCAGCCCGAUGAGUCGCGUGCCGCACGGUACGUCCUGAAAGACUACGUGAACGGCAAGCUUCUGUACUGCAGCCCGCCACCCGUCCCCGAAGGCGAGGAGCCAAUCGACCCAUUCGAAUUCAACCAAGAACUGUACGACGUCUCCCACCUUCCCGCGAAGCGCCAGGCCAUUCUCGCAAAAACCACGGCUGAGGAUGACCUGGACUCCGACAUCGCCUCCUUCGUUUCGUCCAAGAACACCGGCGCCCAGCCCGAGGGCCAGCGCUCGCGCAACAUCGACACCGGCUUCUUUGGGUCCGAGACCGGUCCCUCGGCCGGCCGUCUCACCCUGCCUUUCCAGGCCCAAUACACGGCGCAAGGCCAGGAAAUGCGCAAGCAACUGACCGGCCGGAAGGAGCGCAUGAUGGUUGCCCUGGAGCGCGGCGUCGACGUCUCGGAGGUGCGUGGGGCCGGCUCCAAGAAGCAUUUUAAGGGGAACAAGCGCCGAGCCAAGGCCCAGCGCAAGAAGGGCGAAGAUGAUGACUACUAG